UGUUGUUGUGUGUGGUUACUGAUCUUCCUCCGUCUCUGUCUGUGUCAGAUCGCUUCGGACUCAUCCAUCAGGCCAUGCGGAUCUUGAACACGGGCACAGAGGUGGAGGCGGCCGUGGCAGACGCUCUGCUUUUAGGAGACUCCAGGACCAAGCGGAGGCCGAUGCGCCGGCGUUACGAAUCUCCCGGGAUGUACUCGGAUGACGACGCCAACAGCGAUGCAUCCAGUGCCUGCUCCGAACGCUCCUUCAGCUCCCGUAACGGCGCCGCCCCGCAGUACCUGCGUCAGACGGAGGACGUGGCCGAGAUCCUGAACCACUGCGCCAGCUCCAAUUUUUCCGAGAGGAAAGAGGGGCUGCUGGGACUCCAGAGCCUCCUGAAGAGCCAAAGAGUGCUCAGUCGUGUGGAGCUGAAGAGACUGUGUGAGAUCUUCACCCGGAUGUUUGCAGAUCCUCACAGCAAGAGGGUGUUCAGCAUGUUCCUGGAGACGCUGGUGGACUUCAUCACGUUGCACAGAGACGAUCUUCAGGACUGGCUCUUCGUUCUUCUCACGCAGCUGCUGAAGAAGAUGGGCGCUGAUCUUCUGGGCUCCGUUCAGGCCAAAGUUCAGCGGGCCCUCGACGUCACCAGGGACUCUUUUCCGUACGAUCAGCAGUUCAACAUCCUGAUGCGGUUCAUCGUGGAUCAGACUCAGACCCCAAAUCUCAAGGUGAAGGUGGCCAUCCUGAAGUACAUCGAGUCUUUGGCCAGACAGAUGGAUCCGUCAGACUUCGUGAACUCCAGCGAGACUCGGUUAGCCGUCUCUCGAAUCAUCACGUGGACCACGGAGCCGAAGAGCUCAGACGUCAGGAAGACGCUUCAUCUCUGGCUGAAUGAGGAGGCGUCGGGCAGGAGCUCCACGGUGGCCUCACUGCCGGGGGAAAGUAACCUGGAGGAGAGAUGUAAGCAGGCUGCUCAGAUGGUUCUGAUCGCCCUGUUUGAGCUGAACACCCCAGAGUUCACCAUGCUGUUAGGAGCUCUGCCCAAAACCUUCCAGGACGGAGCCACUAAACUCCUGCACAGCCAUCUGAAGAACAGCAGUAACGCUGCUGCAGUGUCUCAUGCGUCUCCCAGCGGCAGCAUCAGUGUGGGACGCACCCCUCCACGACACCCAGUGACCCGCAGCAGCCCGCUGACCUCACCCACUAACGGCUCACACGGGGGUCUGUCACCCAGUCGUUUGUGGGGCUGGAGCUCAAAGCCUUCUUCUAACCUCCCUCCUCCCCACCCCGGCCCAGCCACCCCCCCUCUCCGGGCCUAUCGGAGGGCGUAUUCGCCCAGUAUGUUGGAGUACGACUCCGAGAACAUGAACUCUGAGGAAAUCUUGAGCUCAUUGAGAGGUGUAACCGAAGCCAUCCAGAGCUUCAGUUUCCACAGUAAGGAAGACAUACUCGAGCCCAUCAAACAUGACGGCAAGAGGGAAGAUACAACCGGUGUGGAUCCUCGUUUGUCUGCUGGUGUGAUGGAAGGAGGCCGGACGGCGCUGGACAACAAGACGUCAUUAUUAAACACACCAUCUUCUCGAUCGAUCAGUGGCCCUUGGGCUCGCGAUUACAACCCAUACAACUACAGCGACUCCAUCAGCGCCUACGAGAAAGGAGCUCUCGCUGUGUUUGACGACGUGGAGCACAUCCCAGACGGUCGUCCACAGGACUGCGCAGAAAACAAAAUCCUGCAUCCGAAAGGUUAUUCUGCAGGACCCGGGCCGCACCUGGAGAUGAUUGGUGAUCUGCUGAAGGAGCUGUCCAAUCACAGCGAGCGUGUGGAGGAGAGGCGGGCCGCUCUGCUAGAGCUGCUGAAGGUCACGCGUGACGACAGUCUGGUCGUGUGGGAAGAGCAUUUCAAAACCAUGCUGCUGCUGCUGCUGGAGACGCUGGGAGACAGAGACCACACCAUCCGAGCGCUGGCUCUGCGCGUCCUGAAGGAGAUCAUGCGCAGUCAGCCGACGCGCUUCAAGAACUACGCAGAACUCACCAUCAUGAAAACCCUGGAGGCCCAUAAAGACUGUCACAAAGAGGUGGUGCGGGCGGCAGAAGAAACGGCGUCCACGCUGGCCGGAUCCAUCCACUCAGAGCAGUGCAUCAAAGUCCUGUGUCCCAUCAUCCAGACGGCAGACUACCCCAUCAACCUCGCCGCUAUUAAGAUGCAGACCAAAGUAAUCGAGCGCAUUCCCCAGGAUUCACUGAUUCAGCUCCUGCCAGACAUCAUCCCUGGACUCUUACAGGGUUAUGAUAACACCGAGAGCAGUGUGCGUAAGGCCAGUGUGUUCUGUUUGGUGGCCGUUUAUUCAGUCAUCGGUGAAGAUCUGAAGCCUCAUCUGCAGCAGCUGACCGGCAGCAAGAUGAAGCUCUUGAAUCUGUACAUCAAGCGAGCUCAAGCCACCAACAGCACCAGCAGCAGCUCUUCAGACGUCUCGUCUCACAGCUGAAUCACUCCUCCAAGCGUCCUCUCCCGUCGUUUAACACAUUUGCGAGUAGAUGCACGUGAUUCAGUGUUAACAGGUGCAAACACUUUAUGUGUGUGUGUGUGUGUGUGCAGCAGUUGGCCUCUGUGUGUAAGAUAAUCAGUUCCCAUUGCUCUUUUGCCAUUGCUGUGGCAUCUAUCGUCCUUAAAUUCAAAGCACACGUGAUGCUCUUUCCGAUCGGCCAAUCAGAAAUCGUCUUACCUCACAUCAUUAGUGAAUGUUACGCCCAUUUUUUUACGCCUUUAGUCUGCCUCAAGGAUGCUCUUUUAGUGACUAGAAUCAUUUUUGGGCAUUUAAGAAUAUGCAAGAACCGAGAUUGUAUUUGUACAGUAUUUGUUUUAUUUCCGGCCAACAGGCGAAGAGCUUUCGACUAAGAACGAUGAAUAUUAGCGCAAAUUUAGUUCGAAAUCUCACAUUCCAGCGCCGCACAGAAAAACCUCGAUUAGUCAUCAACACUAACAUGGAGAUUCAUGACAAAUGUCUCCUUUUUUUUCAUUUAAGGACCACGUUGAUGUUUUUUGUGCGUGCAAUAUACAAUUCGAUAACAUGAGAUAAAAAUAAUGCCAAAAUUAAACUGAAUCAUUACAUUAAAGAUUCACUUACACACACACACAUGCACUAAAUUUAUGAUAUGAAUCAACGUAAAAGCAGAACUUUUGAGAGCGAUAAUUGUAACUAAAAAUAAUCCAAAUUGGAUUUAGACUCGUUAAACUGUUGUUUUAACCCAGUUGUUGUGGUUUCGGAAAGGUUUGCGCCUGUUUGUGCCGUUUAAAGUGCUAAGUUAGUCUUUUUGUACCCGGUUUUAAAUCUUGGUGCUUAAACGAAUCACUCUGUGCUUCUGCUGGACGUUUAACUUCAGAUUUAAUUCGUUUCUCCUUUCCGCGCUUUGCUUUUAAAGGCCUUACGAAAAGAGAAGUCACAUUAUUCACUCUUGUUAGAAAUCCCAAAGAACAUUCCACACAGAAAAACGUGUUUUUGUGAAGUGAAUCAUCUACGAUCCUUCUAAUAAUGAUUCAUUUAGAAUAAAAAAGAGAGAAUGUAUUUUAAACGAAGAUAUCUGGACUCUGCAUGCAUGCAAUCGAUUCACACAGCGCUGAACCACACAAACAUCAACACUGUUAUUAUAUGUGAAGCUGAGAGAAUCAAAUAUGAUAUUUGUGAAUACUUUAUAAGGCACUAGAUACAGUCCUGCUUGAAUCUUUAAUUCAGUUUGACAAGAGCGACUCAGAUCAUUGAGUAAACCCCUAGUUAACUGAGUUUUGCAUCAACGCUUCGCUAAAGUAGACUGAGACAUGUUUAAUAUCCACGUCUGUAUUUAUUUGACACUGCGGCUGUAUAUAUGACCUGGUUUGGUUCAUGUUCACCUGUGUAGAAUUUGCUCUAGAUAAACCCAACCUGAGUUUUCCA
Molecule: messenger RNA, 3908 nt
Organism: Carassius auratus (goldfish)
Lineage: Eukaryota; Metazoa; Chordata; Actinopteri; Cypriniformes; Cyprinidae
Product: CLIP-associating protein 1-like
Exons: 20
Coding region: 75-2465 (796 amino acids)
Biological process (GO): mitotic spindle assembly; establishment of mitotic spindle localization
Cellular component (GO): kinetochore; basal cortex; cytoplasmic microtubule
Molecular function (GO): kinetochore binding; microtubule binding
Source: RefSeq, a predicted model, not a curated record